Molecule: messenger RNA, 4850 nt
Organism: Ilyonectria robusta
Lineage: Eukaryota; Fungi; Ascomycota; Sordariomycetes; Hypocreales; Nectriaceae
Product: ABC-2 type transporter-domain-containing protein
Exons: 2
Coding region: 57-4694 (1545 amino acids)
Biological process (GO): transmembrane transport
Cellular component (GO): membrane
Molecular function (GO): ATP binding; ABC-type transporter activity; ATP hydrolysis activity
Source: RefSeq, a predicted model, not a curated record
GAUGAUCACGAAUUCGAGACACGGAAAGAGUUUGCCAACCAUCGUCGACUGUCAACAUGCUGAGCCCCGGUGUCGAUGGUGACGGUCUGCGUCGAAUGGAAUCUUCCAUGGACGCAAACCCACUGGACCGGCUUCGUCAACACACUGCAGACCAUUCCUCUCACCGAACAGAGGAUCCGAAUACCACCUCCUCCGACAAUGAUUCCGUCGGCGAAGGCAACUGGGGCGAUCGUGGCUCUGAGGCUGUCAGAGAGGGCAGCGCGAUGCAGGAGUACGAGAUGUUGAGGCAGAACAUUAUCGGCCUGCACAAGACGAGGACCGGCGAGUCGCACGCCAGCGAACCCCAUACAACCCGAAGUCGAGGGGACCACGCAACGAGAACUCAAACACGACAAUCGCGCAUCGAUGACUCGGAAACAGACGUCGAAACCGGAGGAGACGACGAUGCAGACGAAUUUGAGCUUGGAACCUUUAUGCGCGAAGGGCAUUUCGAAGAGCGAUCAGAGGCAGGUGCUCUAAAAAGACUUGGUGUCGUCUACGAGGGCCUCACAGUAAAGGGCGUCGGCAACACAACAUCAUUUGUACGGACGCUUCCCGACGCCAUCAUCGGUACUUUUGGUCCCGACCUGUAUCGCCUCGUCUCGCGGUUCUUCCCUUCGCUCCAAUUCAGAAAGCCACCCACACGAACUCUCAUCCACGACUUCACCGGCUGCGUCCGCAACGGCGAGAUGAUGCUCGUCCUGGGCCGUCCCGGCGCUGGCUGCAGCACCUUUUUGAAGGCAGUUACCAACAACCGAGCAUCCUUCGCAGCCGUCGAGGGAGACGUUUCGUACAGCGGCAUCCCGGCAGAGGAACAGAAAAGGCUGUACCGAGGAGAAGUGACGUACAACUACGAGGAUGACAUUCAUUUUGCCACGUUGAGCGUUUGGCAGACGCUCACCUUUGCUCUGAUGAACAAGACGAAGAAAAAGGACAGCGGUGACAUACCUGUCAUUGUCAAUGCUUUGAUGAAGAUGUUUGGCAUCAGCCACACCAAGCACACGCUUGUGGGCGACGACUACACACGAGGAGUGUCAGGCGGCGAAAGGAAGCGGGUUUCUAUCGCCGAGACCCUCGCAUCCAAGUCAGCCGUCAUGGCGUGGGACAACUCAACCCGAGGUCUGGACGCAUCAACGGCAUUGGAUUACGCAAAGUCCCUCCGGAUCAUGACCGAAAUCAGCGACCGAACAACUCUCGUCACCUUGUACCAAGCUGGAGAGGGAAUCUACGAGAUCAUGGACAAGGUCCUCGUUAUCGAUCAAGGCCGCGAAAUUUACAGCGGCCCAGCCGACAAAGCGAAGCAGUAUUUCAUCGACCUCGGUUUCGAGUGUCCAGAGCGCCAAACAACCGCCGACUUCUUGACGGCCAUCACCGACCCCCACGAGCGCCGCUUCCGUCCGGGUUUCGAGAACCGGGCACCCAAGACGCCAGAGGAGCUCGAGCGCGCAUUCAGGAGCUCCCAGAGCUACCAAGAUUUGCUGGCCGAUGUUGCCGCGUACAAAGAGGAGCUACAUGAGACCGAGUAUGAGGAUGCCAAGACUUUCAGAGGAGCUGUCCAAGGCUCAAAGUCGAAGCAUGUGUCGGACGAGUCGUCUUACACUAUUUCGUUCAUUGGACAGGUGCUCGCAUGCACCAAAAGAGAGGCCUGGCUUCUUUUGGGCGACACGACAACGCUGUGGACGAAGCUAUUCAUCAUCAUCUCCAACGGCCUGAUUGUUGGGUCCCUCUUCUACGGGCAGCCAAACAACACACAGAGUGUCUUCAGCCGCGGAGGCGCCAUCUUCUUCUCAGUGGUGUUCCUUGGUUGGCUGCAACUAUCCGAGCUGAUGCGAGCUGUCUCUGGACGACCGGUUGCCGCGCGGCACAAAGACUACGCGUUCUACCGACCGUCGGCCAUCUCUCUGGCGCGCGUAUUGCUCGAUUUCCCAGUCGUUGCGAUCCAGGUUUGUAUCUUUGGCCUCAUCAUGUACUUCAUGACGGGCCUCGAUGUCGAUGCUGGCAAGUUCUGGAUCUACAUGCUCUUCGUCUACACCACCACCAUCAUGGUCACUGCUCUCUACCGAAUGUUUGCUAGUGUUUCGCCCGAGAUCAACACCGCGGUUCGGUUCUCGAGCAUAGCGUUGAAUGUCCUAGUAAUCUUUACCGGCUACGUCAUCCCCAAGACACAGCUGCUCAAGGACUACAUCUGGUUUGGAUGGCUGUACUGGGUGAACCCACUGAGUUACAGUUUCGAGGCCGUCUUGAGCAGCGAGUUGUAUGAUCAGGAACUGCCUUGCUCGCCGGAACAGCUUGUCCCUCAGGGUCCAGGUGUCCAGGCAGCUUAUCAGGGCUGUGCUGUCAGUGGCGCUGGCGUCAAUGCCCACUCAGUCUCGGGAAGCGAUUACCUUCGGACAGCCUACAACUAUAGCCGCUCGAACUUGUGGCGCAACUUUGGAGUAGUGAUUGCGUUUACGGUUUUGUAUAUCGUCAUUACCAUGAUUGUGACAGAGCUAGUGAGCUUUACUUCUGGAGGCGGUGGUGCCCUGAUCUUCAACAACACUCCCAAGGCCAAGGCUCGCGCGCAAGCAGCAGCCGCUCCCGUGGACGAGGAGAAAGCCGCCAACUCUCCCGCAGGGCUUGGUGAGUCUCAGACUACGUCACAAGAUGACGAUGCCCCAUUGGAACAAAUCACGGAUAACCAGUCGACUUUUACUUGGCGAGAUCUUGAGUACACGGUGCCCUAUUUGGGCGGAGAACGAAAGCUCCUCAACAAGGUGAACGGCUACGCCAAACCCGGAGUCCUGGUGGCAUUGAUGGGUGCUUCAGGCGCCGGAAAAACAACCCUUCUCAAUACGCUCUCUCAACGCCAGACCAUGGGUGUCAUUUCAGGCGAUAUGCUGGUUGAUGGACGGCCAUUAAGUGCCGACUUUCAGCGAAACACUGGUUUCUGCCUCCAGGGAGAUGUCCACGAUCAGACCCAGACUAUCCGCGAGGCUAUUGAAUUCUCAGCCAUCUUGCGUCAGGAUGCCUCCAUCAGCCGCGCAGACAAGCUUGCGUAUGUGGACAAAGUCAUUGAUCUUCUGGAGUUGACCGAGCUGGAGGAUGCCAUCAUCGCGUCCCUCGACGUGGAGCAACGCAAGAGACUCACCAUCGGCGUAGAGCUUGCUGCAAAGCCAUCUCUUCUUCUGUUUCUCGACGAGCCAACGUCAGGUCUAGACUCUCAAUCAGCUUACUCCAUUAUCCGGUUCCUCAAGAAGCUGAGUCGCGCAGGCCAAGCUAUCAUCUGCACCAUCCAUCAACCGAGCUCCGUCCUGAUCGAGCAGUUUGACAUGGUACUCGCACUGAACCCUGGUGGCAAUACCUUCUACUUCGGACCAAUGGGCCAAAAUGGCCAGCACGUUGUCAAGUACUUUGCCGACCGCGGCGCUGUGUGUCCUCCCAGUAAGAACGUCGCGGAAUUCGUCCUGGAAACAGCAGCUCGCCCACACAGGCUUCCUGACGGAACCAAGAUUGAUUGGAAUGAGGAGUGGCUUCGAAGUGACGAGGCCAGGCAAGUCAAUGAGGAGAUUGAUUCCAUCAGGCGCAGCCAAGUUCAACAAGAGUCCCAAGGAGCCAAAGAACACCACGAAUAUGCGGCAUCCACAUGGAUACAGUGCGUCGAGCUCACCAAGCGCAUGUUCCGGCAGUACUGGAGAGAUCCUUCCUACAUGUAUGGCAAAUUCUUCACCGCCGUCAUUGUUGGCAUCUUCAAUGGCUUCACGUUUUGGAACCUGGGCUACACAUUGCAAGACAUGCAGAACCGCAUGUUCACGUGUUUCCUCAUCAUCACCAUCCCUCCAAACAUCAUCAACGCUGUUGUGCCCAAAUUCUUCACCAACAUGGCGCUUUGGCAGACUCGCGAGUACCCUUCACGCAUCUACGGAUGGGUGGCGUUUUGCACAGCAAGCAUCGUUGCAGAGCUUCCGGCCGCCAUCAUCUCGGGCUUCCUAUACUGGGUGCUGUGGUUCUGGCCUACCGGGUUAUCAACCGAGAGUUCCGUGUCGGGCUACACCUUCUUGAUGACCGUUCUCUUCUUCAUCUUUGUAGACAGCUGGGGACAGUGGGUUUGCGCCUUUGCGCCAAGCUUCACGGUUAUUUCCAAUGUCCUUCCGUUCUUCUUCGUCAUGUUUGGUCUAUUCAAUGGUGUAGUUCGGGCAUAUGGGGCCCUUCCCGUCUUCUGGAGGUACUGGAUGUACUGGGUGAACCCUUCCACUUAUUGGAUUGGCGGUGUUCUCGCGGCCACACUGAACAAUGCGCCGGUGCGUUGUGAUCCGCAAGAAACGGCUAAGUUCGACGCUCCGCCGAAUCAAACAUGCAAGGAUUACGCUGGUGAAUUUGCGCAAUCCGCCGGCGGCUACCUUCUCAAUCCCGAUGCCACGAGCGGUUGUCAAUACUGCCCAUACAGCAAUGGCAACCAGUUCCUCAAGACGCUGAACAUUGAGGCCGAUGAAAAGUGGAGAGAUUUUGGCAUAUUUCUCGCUUUCUGCAUCUCCAAUUGGAUGCUUGUGUACUUUUUUAUUUACACUGUCCGUAUCCGAGGCUGGAGUUUUGGUCUCGGGUACAUUUUUGGCCCACUUGGAAUGGUGGUGGACGUUAUCAAGGGCUUGUUCAAGCCAAAGAAAGAGACGAAGUCGUAGAUUGGUGACUAUUCCGAAAAGACUAUUAGACAAUAGAGUAAGAAGGCAAACUUCAUUUAAUAUACCUACUUAGAUUAUCGAGAGAUUUCAUACUCAAAGGAUAGAUAGCGGGAUAGCAGUCGAAGGUGUAAUUUUGGCCUUCAUAUUUGAAUGUGU